Neltuma alba is the source of this 3204-nucleotide messenger RNA. Its product is annotated as extra-large guanine nucleotide-binding protein 3. Bases 176 to 2818 code for a protein of 880 amino acids. NCBI's taxonomy places the organism in Eukaryota, Viridiplantae, Streptophyta, Magnoliopsida, Fabales, Fabaceae. Gene Ontology annotation, molecular function: G-protein beta/gamma-subunit complex binding; guanyl nucleotide binding; G protein-coupled receptor binding. Gene Ontology annotation, cellular component: heterotrimeric G-protein complex; cytoplasm. The transcript is spliced from 8 exons. The record is from RefSeq and is a predicted model, not a curated record. Gene Ontology annotation, biological process: adenylate cyclase-modulating G protein-coupled receptor signaling pathway.
CAGCCUCUCGCUCGCCUUCUCUGAGAUGAGACCUUUCAAUUUGAUACUCACUCGUGCUCGCUCUUUUUGAAUUUUCUUCUCUUUUUCUUCUGGUUAUUUUCUUUCCCGUUUUCUCGAGCUUUCCCACCAGCCAAACAACACAGACAAACCUCCUCGGCUUCUUCUGCAGAGCCAAAUGGCGUCAGAAACAGCCUCCGCAGAAGAAGACAAAACUUGGGAGGAGGUCCUCCGGAGGAUGCUACCAGCUGGUGCACCCCUACCUGACGAAGAGCAUCUCGAUUAUUCAAUUGCGGUGGAAUACGAGGGCCCUCCUGUUCCUUAUGAGGUUCCCAGGGUUGAUCCGUUGGAUAUUGCGUCGGCUCCGGCUCGUGCUGAUUCUGUGGCUUCGGUUUCCGACAGCACUUCGAUUCCGGUGGCCAUGCCGAUAAAUCAGAGGUUCUCCAGGUUUAAUCGCUUCAGGAACGGUACUCCUAGUAAAGAGUCGCGUAGUCCGGUGGAUAGUCAAAGGUCAUCUUCGGUUUCGGGAACACAAUUGGAUUUGCGGAACGGUGAGGGUGAGGAUAAUUCGGAUUCCGGAGGUGGAAUUACCGAGGAUGCGGUUAGUUCUGUGUCGUCUCCACGAGCUCCGAAUUCAGCUCCUCAAGCUGAUGGGCUGAUUGAAGUGAAGCGCCCUACUAUUGUGACAUUUAACACGCCCAAGGAUUCGGAGAACGAAGAGGAUGAUGGGUGUUCGUCGCCACGUUCCGUGGCUACCGAGCCAGUGGGAUCCCCGGUUGCGGCUCGAAAUUCGCAGGUCGGGCCGAAAAAGAAAUGGAUUUGCAGCAGAUGUGGAAAAGGGAAUCGGCUGAAGGAAAAGGAAGCGUGUUUGGUGUGUGAUAAAAGGUAUUGUAGUAAUUGUGUGCUUAAGGCAAUGGGCUCGAUGCCAGAGGGUCGUAAGUGCGUGAGCUGCAUUGGGCAGCCUAUAGACGAGUCAAAGAGGUCGAGUUUGGGUAAGUGCUCGAGGAUGUUGUCGAGAGUUUGUAGUCCAUUGGAGAUUAAGCAGAUAAUGAAGGCGGAAAGGGAAUGCGCGGCCAAUCAACUUCGACCUGAGCAGCUUAUCGUUAAUGGAAGGCAGUUGAGGCAAGAAGAAUUGGCGGAGAUUUUGGGUUGUCCGAUUCCUCCUCAGAAGCUAAAGCCUGGGAGGUAUUGGUAUGAUAAGGAUUCCGGACUUUGGGGGAAGGAGGGAGAGAAGCCGGAUAAGAUAAUAAGUUCAAAACUAAAUAUUGGAGGUAAGCUCCAGAUGGAUGCUAGCAAAGGAAAUACUGGAGUUUUUAUGAAUGGUCGUGAAAUAACAAAAAUUGAGCUUAGGAUGUUGAAGAUGGCAAAUGUACAGUGUCCUCGAGACACUCAUUUCUGGGUUUAUGAUGAUGGUUCUUAUGAGGAAGAAGGUCAAAAUAAUAUUAAGGGGAACAUCUGGGGAAAGGCAUCUACUCGUUUCCUUUCUUCAUUAUUCUCAUUGCCGGUACCGCCAAAUAAUUUUCAUGGGUUGAAUGAGAAUCCAACUAACUAUUCAACAAGGUCUGUGCCUGAGUAUUUGGAUCAAGGAAGAGUCCAGAAACUUUUGUUAUUUGGCAUGGAAGGAUCAGGAACAUCCACUCUCUUUAAGCAGGCCAAGUUUUUAUAUAGCAGUGGCUUUGGUGAAGAAGAGCUGCAAAACAUCAAGCACAUGAUACAAAGUAAUAUGUACAAGUAUCUCAGCAUUCUCCUUGAAGGACAAGAACAAUUCGAAGAGGAGGCUUUGGCAGAAAAAGAAUCUACUUUAGAUGUUGAGGGUUCUGGGCCAGCAGAGACAGUAGCUGUUGAAAAUAAGAGGUGCAUUUACUCAAUCAGCCCGAGAUUUAAGCAUUUCUCUGACUGGUUGUUGGAUAUCAUGGCAACUGGGGAUUUGGAAGCUUUCUUCCCUGCUGCUACACGUGAAUAUGCUCCUAUGGUAGAUGAGAUCUGGAGAGACUCUGCAAUUCAGGAGACAUACAAGAGAAGAGAGGAAUUGCAUAACCUUCCUGAUGUAGCUAAGUAUUUCUUGGAUCGGGCAAUAGAAAUAUCGAGCAAUGAGUAUGAACCUUCUGAUAGGGAUAUAUUAUAUGCCGAAGGAGUCACUCCAAGCAACGGCCUUGCCUUCAUGGAAUUCUCUUUUGAUGAUAGAAGUCCCAUGUCUGAAACAUACAGUGAAAACUUAAAUUGUCCUCCCUUCACCAGGUAUCAACUGAUUCGAGUUCCUUCAAAGGGCCUACGAGAUGGUUGCAAAUGGCUGGAUAUGUUCGAAGAUGUGCGGGCAGUGAUAUUCUGUGUUGCACUGAGUGAUUAUGACCAAAUGUGGACCAACAGUUCUGGCCAUCUUUGCAACAAAAUGCUGGCAAGCCGAGAUCUUUUCGAGAGUCUGGUGAGGAAUCCUUGUUUUAAAGAUACCCCUUUCGUGCUUCUGCUCAAUAAGUAUGAUGUCUUAGAGGAAAAGAUAAACAAAGUUCCUUUAUCAACAUGUGAGUGGUUUCAAGACUUCUGUCCUGUAAGACCCCAUCACAAUAAUCAUGCCCUGGCACACCAAGCAUUUUACUACGUGGCGGUGAGAUUCAAGGAGCUAUAUUCAGCCAUAACUGGCCAGAAGUUGUUCGUGUGGCAUACGCGAGCUUGGGAGCAUGCCUCAGUUGAUGAAGCCUUCAAAUAUGUAAGAGAGGUCGUCAAAUGGAAUGAACAGAAGGAUGACGACAUAUUCGAAAUCAAUGCGGACGAAUCAUUUUUCAGUACGGAAGUGAGUUCAUCUCCGCUCAUGAGACAAGAAUGAGUUUGCUAGGUAGUUAGCUCUCAUAGACAAACGAUCUGAAAGAUCAAAUUAUAGCGGAGAAUCUCACAGCUCCGGAGGAUUUGACAAGAGCAUUGCAUUUUGGUAAGGGUAAGGGAGGUCAGUUUGACUGGGCUAUGUCCGAUAUAUGUUUUGGUUUGAUCUUCAAGGAUCUUCCUGAGAUGGGGUGGUUCAGAAUGAUUGUUUUUUCCCAUCAUCAAUGAGAUAAUCUGCUGGGGAAGGUUUUGGUUUGGGGUUGAUUUGUUAUCUGUACAGCACAUACGUUGGUGAUAUUGUUCCGGCUUAAAAUUGGGAGGGGGGGUUUGGUGGGCAAGAAAGCUGUAAUUUUUUCCUUGGUUCCGUACAGCGGCGUUAGUUUUCCUUGCUAA